Messenger RNA from Penaeus indicus, 673 nucleotides. RefSeq names its product kinesin-II 95 kDa subunit-like. The record is from RefSeq and is a predicted model, not a curated record. Bases 14 to 649 code for a protein of 211 amino acids. The transcript is spliced from 5 exons. Gene Ontology annotation, molecular function: microtubule motor activity; microtubule binding; ATP binding. Gene Ontology annotation, biological process: microtubule-based movement; mitotic cell cycle. Lineage: Eukaryota; Metazoa; Arthropoda; Malacostraca; Decapoda; Penaeidae. Gene Ontology annotation, cellular component: microtubule.
AGCAGUGUUAGGCAUGGUACAAGGAGCAGAGGCCAGGAUGAAGGGAAACGAAGCAGAAACGGUGAAGGUGGUGGUGAGAUGCCGGCCCAUGAACGAGCAGGAGACUGCCAAUGGGUACAAAAGGGUGGUGGACAUGGACGUUGACAGAGGAGUGGUGGAGAUCAGCAAUGUCAAAGGUGCAGAGACUGAUCCAAAGAAGACCUUCACCUUCGAUGCUGUCUAUGACUGGAAUUCCAAGCAGCUGGAGCUUUAUGAUGAAACAUUCCGACCCCUGGUUGACUCAGUCCUCAAUGGGUUCAAUGGUACAAUCUUUGCUUAUGGCCAGACAGGGACAGGGAAAACUUAUACCAUGGAAGGUGUACGGGAUGAUCCUGAGCAACGAGGGGUGAUACCAAACUCAUUUGAACACAUUUUUAAUCACAUUGCUCGGAGUAGUAAUCAACAAUACCUCAUUCGUUCAUCCUACCUUGAAAUAUACCAGGAAGAAAUUAGAGACUUACUGGGGAAGGACCAGAAAAAACGUCUGGAGCUGAAGGAGAGACCAGACACGGGUGUUUAUGUGAAGGAUCUCCAACAGUUUGUUUGUAAAAGCGUCAAUGAGAUCCAGCAUGUCAUGACUGUGGGAAACCAGAACAGAGCUGUGGGGUGAGCAGAGGAGGAUAUUUUUUCUUGU